AUGGCCCGGCCCGGUCCCGGUCCCGCUGCCCCGGGCCCGAGCGCGGCGGGACGGACGGACGGGCGGGGCGGGGCGGGGGGGCGGAAACGUGGAGCAGGUUGGAAAGCAGAAAGGUGGGACAAGCUGCUGUUCCCUGGUGCUGCCGUGGCACUCAGGAAAAGGUCUGAGGACCUGCUGAGCCAGGAGCUGCCCGAGGCUGGUGGCGGAGCUGUCGCCUGGCGGCCCCGCAGAUGUUCCCCGUCCCCCUCCUCCUUCCCCCUCCUCCUCGCCCCCGGCAGCGCCGCGGUCGCCCCGGGGGUCACAGCCCGCACUCUCGCUCCCUGCUACUUGGCCGACCUGCGCCCGGCCACGGGCAGCCUGGUGUCGGCCGUGGGCUGCACCGUGCUGCUGACUGCCCCUGUGCUACGGGGCAGCAGGGCCGUGUCCUGGGAGUACCGAUUGGGCUCGGAGGAGGGGGUCAUCCUCAGCUAUGGCUUCCGUCACCCCCCCAACAUGUCCCAGCUCUACAAGAACCGUGCGACGUUCAACGAGUCCAACCUGUCGCUGCAGGUGGUGCUGCAGCACGGGGACAGCCGCCUCUACCGCCUCAGGGCCCUGGAGGAGGCCACGACCUGGUUCCAUCUGCACGUUGUGGAGCCGCUGUCCCAGCCAAAAAUUGUGGGCAACUCCUUGGUGAAGGCAGGAGUCAACACCAAACUGCUUUGCAAAGUGCUGCAAGGGAAGGCAGAUGCCUACUGGUGGAAGAAAAAUGGGGAGCUGCUCGUGGAAAGUGAGCACAUCAAGUUUGUGGAGAACACCACGCUCUGCAUCCUGCGGGCGUCCAUCAGCGACAGCGGCUACUACACCUGCGUGGUGAGCAACGCCGUGAGCCAGAAUGAGACCUCCUUCCUACUCAAGGUCCACCACUCUACCAACGUGGUGCUGCCUGUGGUCCUGACCUGUGUUGUCAUCGGCUCACUUGCAGCAGGUUGUCCCCAGUCCAAGGAGGUCAUGCUGGAUGAUGAUGGUGGUGGGGCUCUGAGCAGCCUGGGCUAGUGGAAGGUGUUCCUGUCCAUGGUGUCUUCGUCUGGUGCCGGAGAAGGGAGAACUCAUGUGAAAACUGUUGGUAGAACUUGGUCAGCCCUGCUGUUGCCCUUCCCAGGUGGUGGAUACUGCUGGGAGUGCCAGGUAUCCCAUCCCAUCCCAUCCCAGCCUCUCUUGGGCUCACUUGUGAAGUGUUCAAGCUGCCAGGACCUGCAAAUAUUUUUUUUAAACACUGGUUUGGACUA
This is a messenger RNA of Vidua macroura (Pin-tailed whydah), 1268 nucleotides long. RefSeq lists its product as uncharacterized. The record is from RefSeq and is a predicted model, not a curated record. NCBI's taxonomy places the organism in Eukaryota, Metazoa, Chordata, Aves, Passeriformes, Viduidae. The coding region runs from base 1 to 1035 and encodes 344 amino acids. The transcript has 10 exons.